Messenger RNA from Linum trigynum, 2320 nucleotides. The record is from the annotation of a GenBank genome assembly. Lineage: Eukaryota; Viridiplantae; Streptophyta; Magnoliopsida; Malpighiales; Linaceae.
CUAGCUUCUGCGUCGUGGAAGGCUGGAACAUCCUGUCAAAAAACGGCAGCGUUUCCCUCUCAGAAGUCCGUCAUUUUCUGGGCCGGAAACAGCUCGCUCCGCCCAGCAUUUCUACAAAAUCGAAAAGCAAACCGAUCGCAGAAAUCCUCUCCCUCACACUCUCCACCCAAAGAAACGCAAAGGGGCAAACGAACGGGGGAAAUGCCUAAGCUGCAACCCUUCACGACGGCGUCGAGCAUGCUCCGCCAACGGCUGGCCGGCUCCCUCCGCACGCGGAGCGGCGGCGCUUCGGGAUGGACGACCCCAGGGCACGAGGAGCGGCCCAAGGGUUACCUAUUCAACAGGACGCCGCCACCGCCGGGACAGUCGCGCAAGUGGGAGGACUGGGAGCUCCCUUGCUACCUCACCAGCUUCCUCACAAUCGUCAUCCUCGGCGUCGGGCUCAACGCCAAGCCCGAUCUCACCAUCGAGACCUGGGCGCACCAGAAGGCCCUCGAGCGCCUCGAGAUGGAGAAAUUGGCUGCCGCUGAAUCCGAUUGAAACAGAAGAAAAGGGGUAAUGGGGUUUCCUCUUGGGGUGUGAAAUCUUCCCUCAGCGAUCCAUCGAGACAGUGGUUCGUUUGGUUUUUAUGUUUAGUUGUGUUGAUAAUGUGUAGCCGAGUAAUAAAAGUUUUCGGAACCUUUGAUUUUGACGACAAUUGGGGGCUUUCUUCUGGAGCUCUUUUGCGCAUGUGUUACAUUUACUUUUGGACCUGAUUUCUGGGCAUUAUAAGUUUCGAAAGAGAUGUUAUUUACUUAUGAAUGUUUUCCAUCUAAUUGCAUUGCCAGUGCUGCUGAAUCUGGUUAUCUGGGUUCGAUUUGUCUUUCAGUUGGUGAAAUUGGGCUGCUUUCUUAUCGCUGAUUUACUUGUUUUUGAAUGGUGUUGUAUGGUAAAUAUUUUCAAUUGUGGCAUAAGGUCCAUGGCGACAGACAACCUGAUCCUGCUUUGGGGUAAUUGAUGCUGGUUUUGUGACUUGCAGUUUGUUUCUUUGGUGAACCUAACCAGCUUAAGAUGCUUGCCUUUGCCGUGCUUGUUGCCUUGUCAUGGACAUCAAUCAUGGCUAUGAAUUAAGCUGACAUGGAGCUUGUUUGUAUCUGUCUUCGGCCAACUUACUGGUAGAGGUUCCUUUUAAAAGUACUAGUUAACUUUAGAUAAUAUUAUGUGAUGGCUUGAACAUUGAUAUACUGGUGGUAUACCUCUGGAUGAUAAAUUCUAGUGCAGCUACUUUCUUACCAUUUUGAUUUCUACUCAGCAUCCUUUUGAGUUUAAUGUUCUACUGGUCGGCUAUGUGUGGUACAUGCAUACUGUUUUAAGUAAAAAGACUGGGGUAAAGCUCUAAUCUCUUGUUCGUCUGUGACUCUUGGCACUCAUUUUGUCUUCUGAAGUGAGAAACUUCAGUGCAAGUACUAUGUUCCCAGUUCGAUGAUGACUUAGAGUCCUUUGACUUUAGUAUUCCGCUGGGUUAUAAUAUGCUAUACACAUACUGGUUAAGGUAGUUAGACUCAGUAAAGCUAGAAUCUGUGAUCUUCGUUUCUCUGUGGCUCCUGGCAAUCAUUUUGAGGCUUUCCAAGGAUACAAGCACAAUUUUGGAUUUACUUACCCUGGCUUCUGAAUUUACCAAAGUAUUAGCAUGAUGAUAUGUUUUAGCCUCCAGUACCACUAGGGUUCAUGAAUAUUCGAGUUAUGCCAAGUUAGAUUGAGAAUUCUUUGGAGGGUUUAUACUUUAUAGUCACUUUCGGAAUAUCCAGUUCAGUCAGGUGUGUGUACCCUACUUUGGCUUUGCUUGGGGUCAAAUGAUUUGAAUGGCUGUCUAGUAUGGUUCUGCAAAUUUCUCCAGAAGGGUCAUUUGCUACAUGUGGAUGCUUGCAGAGUGCUAAUAUGAUUCUUAUGGUGUACCUGAUUAGGUUUCAACCUAGGACUCAGUUUGAGUUGAUUAGGCUUUUAGAAACCAGUUUCAUACAUUGUUUGAAUUCAUGUUCGCUUUAUCCGUGCAUUGUGAUUGCUGAUCGCGUCCACGUUUUAUACUUGAAUUCCGUUCUGGCUCGGAGAUUCUAGUCCUCCAAUCAAACAACUAGUAUGCAAGUUAUAAAUUGUGUUGGCAUAUUGCAGUAAGCUCGUACGAUUGUGCCUUUUCUCUUCUACUUUGCAGCUGUUUUUUGCACUGAAUAUCUGCUCGUGUUUUAACCAGCACUUGGAGAAGAGCCAGCUGUUUGGUUCACAUGGGUAAUCGCUAAGUUCUUCACUUAACGGUUUAGGAGGAUAACAAAGAUAUUGAUGCAGG